UCCGGUUUCUCUGAUUCUCAUGAAACAUUGUUAGUUGUAUUAUAUUAUACUUACAGACACUAUUAUAUAUACAUAUAUUUAUGUUAAUAUAAUAUUAUAACUAUUUCAUAAGUAGUAUUAUUUCUGAAAACUGUCUAAAUAUAUAUAAUAAUGAUGAUAACGGUCACUGUAUUCAUUGAUAGUCAUCAAUAAAACGUUUAAGUUGAGUAAAUAGUUGGUAUCCUCGGUACUCAACAAUGCAGAAAAGUCAAAUGAUAAUAAUAACAAGCAAGUUUGAAGCAGUCAUGGUUGAAUAAGGUCCUUCGAAAAUGCGGGUAAACAGGACAUGUUAUUUUUUGCGAUUAAAAAUCAUGGUAAUGUGAAAAAAUGAGCAGAAUAUGUACGUUUUGUUUUUUUUAUGACUAAACAUGAAGAAGGACUUAAUACAUGAUUCGCCGAUCAUGGGACACCUGUAUGCCCUGUAGAAUAUUCCGGGUAAAAAAGAUAAAUGUACAAGAGAAGGGAGAAGUUAAGAAAAAAAAAAUUUAGUGCAUCCUGUUUAGGGGUGAGCAAGAAGGAAGAAAGAAAACCGGUAUGUCUGGUUGGUCUGGUCCUUGAUUUGGAGUGGUAUAUGGAAGCAGAAAUGCAAAUGUUCAAAGCUGUUUGCAAUAAAGAUGCAGCCAAACUAAAGAGAAUUAUAAACUCGCUCAACCUACCUGAUGAUUUAUCAGAAUGGAUGUAUGGAUAUAAAUUACUUUGCACUGCCGUAGAGAACAGAAAUAAUGAAAUCAUAGACUUUCUGUUAGCAAGAAACGUUCCAGUAAAUAAUGAUAAUGAAACAAAUCAAGAUACGCCACUAAAGUUGGCAGUUAAAUAUCGGAAUCCUAACAUAGUAGAGAAGCUGUUGAAGAAAGGAGCUGAUAUUGAUAAAAAAAGUCACUAUUCUAAAAAUACACUUGAUAUCGCAAUCUUGUCUUACAAUUAUAAUAAUGAUCCCUUAAGAUUUUACAAUAAAAACACGAUACUAGAAGUACUGGUGGAUCAUAUGUCUGACAAUAACAUCUCGGAUCAAAGUUACGUGAAACUACUAAAUCAUCUGCUUGACAAAGGCCACGUUGAGUUAUUAGCAAAAUUAUUGACCAAGUGCCUGUGUGUUGAUAUCAACAAGGCAUUGAAGACUUACAACGUUUUAUAUGAGUCAGUUGAAAAAAAAUAUUUAAACAUCGUAAGUCUGUUACUGGCCCGUGGUGUUGAUGUUAAUUACAUUGACUAUACACGUCCUGGUGCAAAGACGGCGUUAUAUAUUGCCUGUGCAAAUGAAGAUGAAGAAAUGGUAAAACUCCUUCUUAUCAAUGGCGCACGUACUGAUAUUAAAAAUGGACCCUUUGCCGCUGAUACAUCAAUAAAUUAUUUCUCCACAUUUUACUAUCCUAUUCACGCAGCUAUCAAAGAUAACGAUGACUGCAAAGUUCUUGAACUUCUUCUAGACCACGGCGCUGAUAUCCACCAAAAGUACGUGGAUCCACGAGGGUAUCAGGGUUCAGCACUCAGUUUAGCUUUCAGCUACAGCCCAAAAAAAUUUAUUGAGAUGCUAAUUAAAAGAGGUGUUGACAUCAAUUUCCAAGAUGAAAAUGGCGAUGCUCUAAUCACUUAUGCUUUUAGUAAUCAAGACAAAGAGGCUUUUGAAUAUGUCUUCACGCAUCAGGAUUUAAAAGCAUUGGAUUAUCACAAUACUGAGCGCAUUCUGCGCACAGCUGUUCAACUUAGUCGAAUUACAAGAGUAGAGCUAAUAGUUAGGUACAUUCAGCAACAAGGUCCGUACUCUUCUUUAAGACAUGAAGUAGAUGUUAAUUUAUUUAGUAACAGAGCACAUUCUCCCAUACUGCACACCGCUGUGUGUGGUCAUAGUAGUCAUUUGAAGCUCUUAAUUGAAUACGGAGCUGAUGUUAACUUUUUAAACAGUCGAGGAAGAACGCCACUUCAUUCUGCAUUUCAGUUCAGAAGAUUGGAGUCUAUCAAAAACUUACUUAAAUAUGGCGCUGAUAUUAAUAUCUUCUGUGACGAUGGCCACACACCUCUUGAUUAUGGACUUUUAGAUCAUCUAUUCAGAAAUCGGAAAGAAGAUAACCCGGAUUCAAAUUUUUUAUCCCAAGCAAAUAAAGUUGAAGACAUUGUUGAUUUUUUUACUCAGCACGUUUUGAAGCUAAAGCUUUUGAAUUUAUAUGUCAAUAAAAGUAUUAUCGAUGCCCUGAUAACUAGAUCCACAUAUCCUGACAGCGACAUGAUGAUUAGCUUUUCAAACCCAUUUAAAUAUCAAAAAACAUAUGAAACAGAAAUAAAAAAAAUGAAGCUUGAAAUAUUAAGCGACGGUAUUACUUACUAUGACCUCGUGACUGCUAAUUUGGUCACAAUAAUUGCGUUCUUGAACAAUGAUGAUAUUUUUAAUAAAUUUAAAUUGGAAAGCUACAAAACAAAGUUCCCGCACUAUUGGGAAAUCAUCAGUGGAUGCUUCUGGAGAGGAUACGCCAGAAAAAGACUUUUAGAUAAGGUCUCAGAGCAUCUUAUUUUCAAACCCAUCUACAAGUUACCGUUUCCGUGCUUCAGAGAAAUAAUGGAUUAUUUCAGUAACGCCGAUUUGAAAGAAUUCUUGAUCAAAAGCGCUUUUUAUUUUAAUAUGUAGAUUGUUUCAUCUAUAAUUUACAUGUUAUCUUAUUAUAGAUAAUUUAAUAUUCUUCUGUAAGACUGAAAUUAGUUUAAUUUUACUAUAUUGAUGUACAUUUAACAUUGAGUGGAUCGUUUUAUUUAAUAAGGGAUAUUCAGAUAACGAUCUUCGGCGCGCAUUAAUUUAUUUAAUUUAAUUAACGCUAAUUGAUAUUGUACAUAAAAAAUA
Molecule: messenger RNA, 2869 nt
Organism: Microplitis demolitor
Lineage: Eukaryota; Metazoa; Arthropoda; Insecta; Hymenoptera; Braconidae
Product: putative ankyrin repeat protein RF_0381
Exons: 3
Coding region: 488-2659 (723 amino acids)
Molecular function (GO): protein binding
Source: RefSeq, a predicted model, not a curated record